This is a messenger RNA of Paracoccidioides lutzii Pb01, 591 nucleotides long. RefSeq lists its product as hypothetical. The record is from RefSeq and is a predicted model, not a curated record. Bases 1 to 591 code for a protein of 196 amino acids. The transcript is spliced from 2 exons.
AUGGCAGGACGAGGGGAUUGCCGCCUGGGCUGCUGGUUGCGGCGAAGAACACUGAAGCAGCUGGAAAAGCAAACUCUGGGAAUAAUAAUUCCGGCAACAGGGAUUUGGCAAUCCCGGUGGAGAGAACCAGAUGAAGUAUGGAGCCUGCACCCAAUCCAAUUUGUCACCAGAAUACGGACUCACGCCCUCAUUCGCCCGCCGUACAAAAGCGUAGAUUCAAAUUUUGGAACUCUCAGCUUUUUCUGGGUAAUUAGAAUGUCAAAUAUAGGAGGAUUUGAUGUCAUAGGGCAUCUUUUUGUUGAUUUGAAUCCCGUAACUAUCCUUGUGAAAGCGCAAAACCCUCCAGUAAAGGUGCAAACAAAAAGAAAACAUGCAACAAAAUACAACCACACCCAACCACCUAGGCAAUUUUCCCCUCAGCGCAUGAACAUGGAUGCAUCUUCCCUGCCUGGACACAUCGGUUCAGGACUUUUAGACCAAACUCCUUGCUCAACACCAGGGUGCCCUUCACAACGGCUUGGUGAACGGCGGCAGACUUUUAGAGAGAAAAUGUAUCCAAGGAGGUUGUAUGAGUGGAGUCUCUGGUUUUGA